AGUGGUGGCUCAGGUGCCUUGUCAUAAGCCGAGCGACGGUUUGUAGAGCUGUCUUUCCCGGGAAUUAGCGAUCCCUCGACCCUGCUAGAAAAAAAAGAGAGGGAUGUCUCUGCGCUGCGGGGGCGCCGCCUGCGCCGUGGGGCCCUGGGUAUUUGGAAGAUAUUUAUGCAGUCCAGUCAGAGCAGUAAGUUCCUUGCCAGAUAAAAAAAAAGAAUUCUUACAAAAUGGACCAGACCUUCAAGAUUUUGUAUCUGGUGAUCUUGCGGACAAGAGCAAGUGGGAUGAGUAUAAAGGAAACUUAAAACGCCAGAAAGGAGAAAGGUUAAGACUACCUCCUUGGCUAAAGACAGAGAUUCCCAUGGGGAAGAAUUACAAUAAACUUAAAAAUACAUUGCGGAAUUUGAAUCUCCAUACAGUGUGUGAGGAAGCUCGAUGUCCCAACAUUGGGGAAUGUUGGGGAGGUGGGGAGUACGCCACUGCCACAGCCACAAUCAUGUUGAUGGGUGACACAUGUACAAGAGGUUGCAGAUUUUGUUCUGUGAAAACUGCAAGAAAUCCGCCUCCACUGGAUGCCAGUGAGCCCUACAAUACUGCAAAGGCAAUUGCAGAGUGGGGUCUGGAUUAUGUUGUCUUGACAUCUGUGGAUCGAGAUGAUUUGCCUGAUGGAGGAGCUGAGCAUUUUGCAAAGACUGUAUCAUACUUAAAGGAAAGGAAUCCAAAAAUUCUUGUGGAAUGUCUCACCCCUGAUUUCAGAGGAGAUCUAAAAGCAAUAGAAAAAGUUGCUCUGUCAGGAUUGGAUGUGUAUGCACAUAAUGUAGAAACAGUUCCAGAAUUACAGAGGAAAGUUCGUGAUCCCCGGGCCAAUUUCAACCAGUCUCUGCGCGUACUGAAACACGCCAAGGAGGUUCGGCCUGGUGUGAUUUCUAAAACAUCUAUAAUGUUGGGCUUAGGCGAAAAUGAUGAGCAAAUAUAUGCAACAAUGAAAGCACUUCGUGAAGCCGAUGUGGACUGUUUGACUUUAGGACAAUAUAUGCAACCAACAAAGCGCCACCUUAAGGUUGACGAAUACAUUACUCCUGAAAAGUUCAAAUACUGGGAAAAAGUAGGAAAUGAACUUGGAUUUCAUUACACUGCUAGUGGCCCUCUGGUGCGUUCUUCAUAUAAAGCAGGUGAAUUUUUCCUGAAAAAUCUAGUGGCUAAAAGAAAAAAGUCCUCUCAAAUAUAACAAGACCUUCAAGAUCACAUGAAUUGUGAAUAUCUGAUUCCAAUGGCUAAUAGGAGUGGUACCAGAAUGCCUGACUCCAGUGGACAUACCUCAGUCUCUUUGUUUUAAGAAACACGUCGAGGGCGCCUGGGUGGCUCAGUUGGUUAAGCGACUGCCUUCGGCUCAGGUCAUGAUCCUGGAGUCCCGGGAUCGAGUCCCACAUCGGGCUCCCUGCUCGGCGGGGAGUCUGCUUCUCCCUCUGACCCUCUUCCCUCUCGUGCUUUCUAUCUCUCAUUCUCUCUAUCUCUGAAAUAAAUAAAUAAAAUUAAAAAAAAAA
Molecule: messenger RNA, 1541 nt
Organism: Callorhinus ursinus (northern fur seal)
Lineage: Eukaryota; Metazoa; Chordata; Mammalia; Carnivora; Otariidae
Gene: LIAS
Product: lipoic acid synthetase
Biological process (GO): lipoate biosynthetic process
Cellular component (GO): mitochondrion
Molecular function (GO): 4 iron, 4 sulfur cluster binding; lipoate synthase activity
Source: RefSeq, a predicted model, not a curated record